AUGGAGUCGACAUGCAGUAAUUCUGCUGAUGUGGUACUGACAUGGCCAAAUUUUGAUGGUCUCUUCAGUCCGGACUUUCUGAACUCAACGUUGCUUGCUGACGAGGAUGUCGAGGCUGGAAAGAACCUCCAAAACGUCGGGCAGCGGACAGAGUUGACAAGCGGCCGAGCGGUCAACUAUGAAGACGCCCCUGUUUUGGUGGACCGGUUUCUGGCUUUUGUUCAUACCAAAAAUCCUAUUCUGAAUGUCCCGGAAGUACGAAUAUAUGCCAGACGCUUGGCAGAAGAAGGGCCAUUAUGGGAUGCACCCUCAUGUCUCGUACUGCUGGCGCUACGCUGGUACAACGCUGGUACACCGCAGACUAUAGGACCAGAUGAGGCGAACAUCCAAGUGGCUGAGCGAUACUACGAAAUAGCACGUCGGAGAUUCGGCCUUCUCCGGCAGACACUUAUCACUGUCCAGUGCUAUGUUCUUUCCGGGAUCUACUUGAUGUAUACACUCCAACCAUUCAAGGGUUGGAAUGAGUUUCUCCAAGCCUUCAUCAACCUCGACAUGUACCUCAGCCGGCAGAAAGCCGCAGCACACGGUUCGAACAACUCUCAAAGAAGUGAUACCACGCGCGUCGAGCAACGGCUCUACUGGACAUUUUUUAAAUCAGAAUGUGAGAUUCGACAAGAGAUACAUGUGCCCGAAUCUGGACUGUCGAACAUUACCUAUCCAUACCUAUUUCCUUCACCCCCCACGCCUAGUAGCCCGGUGAUAAAUGCACAGACUGUCUCUAGUUUUACGUCGAUGCAAGCCUCGCCAAACUCGACUGUCAGUGGCCCGCAAAUAAUUGGCUUCUCGGAGCAACAGUCAUGGUUCUACUAUUUGACCGAAAUUACCCUCGCCCGUAUCGACAACCGCAUCCUCAAAGCUUUUUACCAAAGUGAUCACAUGGGCUGGGCAACUCUGGUUUUACCGGAUGCUGUGCAAAUGGCGGAACAUUUUGAACACGAAAUCACCGAGAUAUAUAACAACAUGCCCGAGGCCAUUUCUUUUGACUGUGACUCGGAUGAUCAAUCUUUGAUCGAGUUGAGACAUAUGGUCAAGGGCCGGUGUAACAACGUUCGAUUACAUCUUUACCUUCCAUUCCUUUACUACAUGAUUCACCAUGGUCACGAGACUAGCUUGGAGAUUCAAUCAAUGCUCCAACCCUGGGUAGACCGAGGAUUACGGCACUUGAUCGAGUCAAGCUCUCUCGAAGGAUACACUCACCGCCACCACGGUACUUGGUAUUACAACGAUGAUCUCGGCAUCGAAGGCGCCAUCCCUGGUGGCACGGAGCCCUGGUGGGAGUUGUUCGACUGCGACGAGGACCCGCUGGAACUUCUCAACAUCUACCACGACCCCAAAUAUAAGGAUGUUGUCAAGGAGAUGACGGAGCUACUGGAGACGAAGAUGAUGGAGAUUGGUGAUGUAACACUCCAUCCGAGAUUCCAGUAAGCUCAAGGGGGCGGUAAUGGUAGAAGCAUAUCUAGAUACGAGUAAUGCGGCAUGAAACCUCAAGCAGGAAAAAGUUGCAUGUGUGAGGAGAAAUUUCCAGCGAUACUAGCGACAGACCCAUGUCUGUGAUUUAGGAUGACAUCUGGAGCCCUCGUAAGAAG
This is a messenger RNA of Exophiala oligosperma, 1646 nucleotides long. RefSeq lists its product as uncharacterized. Lineage: Eukaryota; Fungi; Ascomycota; Eurotiomycetes; Chaetothyriales; Herpotrichiellaceae. The record is from RefSeq and is a predicted model, not a curated record. The coding region runs from base 1 to 1485 and encodes 494 amino acids. The transcript is spliced from 6 exons.